AUGUCUUUGAACGGUGCAAACAGAAGCAACCAUCUCGCACGUAUCGUGCCCAAUGUCACCAUGUUAAUCCAGGACGAAUACGGCAACAUGGCCUCUUAUAACAACAAUGGCUAUCCUGGCAAUGCAGACUUGAGCUCUUCGGCAGCUCUCGGAGGAGUCUCAGCUCUAAACUACGAGGACAGCGAUCUUAAUACCAUCACUCGCAGUCAGAUGAGCCAAGAUCUCAUAGCCUACCGCUACGACUUAGAGUUCUGUCAAACUCAGCUGACCACGCAACCAGAUCUCAGCCCCCAAGAGAUCCGCACACUGCAGAUCCGCAUCCUAGACUGCGGCCACAAUAUUCGUCACUGUAAGCAUCGGAUUCAGAUACUCGAUGCCCAGGCCCGUCUAGGUGUUGCAUCUUAUUCGAAUCCUUUCAAAGGUUCGGGGGCCAGCCCUUACCGCUCCGGAGGUACCGCCAUACCUACGGGCAAGCACAAGCGACAGCGCGUGAGAAAGAGUGAAAGCAAUGACUUCACUAGCACCGGACACGAUAACGGCGGCCUGGGCGCAGCCAUUGAUGUGGAUGCUGAUGUAGACGGUGCUGAAGGAAGCAUUGUAGCUAUGGGCUCAGACGUAAGGAUAACUGAUUCACCCGGAGCACCUACGAACACUUUACAACGACUCGGAUACUGGGACUGCCGCCUUUGCAGGUCCAGAAAGUAUCUGGAAGCUGGUCCAAACCGAGUGCCUAGUGCGCCUUGCAAAUGGCCGCUAAAGGAUAUUUCAAAGAUGAUCAAUCAUUUUCUCGAUUUGCACACCGAGCACACGCCGAAAGAGCGAUGCAGUGAGCUGGGUGAUGCGCUGGCGCGAAAUCGAGGCCCUUUCGAGUAUUGGCUUACCCGAACAAAGGGUCAAGAGAUCGAAAAUAUCGACCUUAUUAACGACUACAUAUGCAUGCUUCAGGAUGGUGCUUUACCAGAUGCAAUGCGCGGCCUACUUCGCGCUGCGACACUUUUCCCUAACACCGUAUCUAAUUCCUAUAAGAAGUAGCACGCACUCGAAAAUCGCUUCAACACAUCUGCAUGAACGUGUCUAAUUACCUAGCUAAAGAGUGCGCUGAGAAGUUAGCAAGGAAGCUCUUUCGAGGAAACGCAUUUAAGGCCUGGCUGGCCUACAUACCCAGUCCACUAUCUAUUUGCUUCGACGGGAUUCAGAUCAUAUUUGCUUUUCAAGCGCUGAAGAGGGAUAUCAAGCUCACUUUCGCAUGUAUACUAGCAUAGCAUCGGAACAUCUAACCUGGGCAGAGUCCCAAUGGCUUCAUUUUCACUUGCCGUGGCUUUCAUUACUGUGCUCUAUAUAUGGCAGGAGAACCC
Messenger RNA from Xylaria bambusicola, 1355 nucleotides. RefSeq lists its product as uncharacterized. The transcript has 4 exons. NCBI's taxonomy places the organism in Eukaryota, Fungi, Ascomycota, Sordariomycetes, Xylariales, Xylariaceae. The record is from RefSeq and is a predicted model, not a curated record. Bases 1 to 1032 code for a protein of 343 amino acids.